CAAUGAUGGUGAAAGCAAGCCUUUCAGUCGUUUACUGUUCACUGCCAUUGUCGUAAUUCAUAAGCACAUUGUCAUAAUGAUCCUGCUGAAACUGGGAAACCUCUUAAGAAAUUUGAAAUUUUGUCGGAAAUAAUAUCUUCUAUAAUGCAGGAAAAUUCACGCAAUUCCAGCGAUAGCGAGAAACAGAUAUAAAUAUGGAAGAACAACUGAUGUUUCCAAAAAUAGGCUCAAUGGAGAAAGAUAUCGACAUGCCAAUGACUGUAGAAAGUUUGUGUAUGGCAUGCGACGAAAAGGGUAUCACAAAAAUGCUUAUGGUGAAAAUUCCUUAUUUCCAAGAGGUUGUGAUAAUGUCAUUUGAAUGUGGUCACUGUGGAAACAGAAAUAAUGAAAUACAAUCUGUUGGACCAGUCCAAACACUUGGCAUAAGGAUUGAAGUUAGAGUAACAAAAGAGGAUCUGAACAGACAGGUGGUGAAAACGAAUUCUGCUCUUGUGAGAAUACCUGAUUUGGAUUUUGAGAUACCAGCUUUUUCCCAAGGAGGAGAACUAAGUACAAUUGAAGGAAUCCUCGAACGAGCUGUGUCGUCACUAGAGCAACAUGUACCUAUACAAAAGGUGUUAAACCCAGAGCAAGCAGAAAAACUUGAUAAAUUCAUUCAAAAACUCAGGUCGUGUCGAGAUGGUCUAAUUUCAUUUACAUUCGUGCUUGACGACAUUUCUGGUAAUAGUUACGUAGAAAAUCCGCUUGCACCGAAAUCUGACGACGCCAUGACAAUUACAAAAUAUGAAAGAACAAAAGAACAAAACCAAUUAUUAGGACUAGACGAAACUAGAGACGUAGAAGUUGAAAAUGCCUCUGACGAAUUUGAUGCUAACGACGAGGUGUUGGAGUUUCCUACAGACUGCCCUCGCUGUAAAUGUCCGACAACGACAAAAAUGAAAGCUGUCGAUAUUCCUCAUUUUAAGCAAGUUAUUAUCAUGUCUAUUGAUUGUUCAAAUUGUGGAGAACGAUCGAACGAAGUCAAAUCAGGAGGUGGAAUCGAGGCCAAGGGUAGCAGGAUUGAAUUACUGAUAACAGACCCGACAGAUUUGUGCCGUGAUGUAUUAAAGUCUGACACGUGUGUACUGCAAAUACCAGAACUUGAGUUUGAACUAGAAAGUGGAACGUUGGGUGGACGCUUUACAACCGUUGAAGGUCUUCUGGUUAACAUUAAAGAAAGCCUUGAAGAACGAAAUCCUUUCUUCCUUGGCGAUUCAUCAUCAGAGAAUAAUUCACUAAAAAAGUUUCUCACAAAGCUUAAUGAGGUUAUCGAAGGAAAAAGACAGAAUAUUCACGUUAUUUUGGAUGAUCCAGCUGGUAACAGUUAUAUACAGAAUGUGUACGCACCCGAAGAUGAUCCAAACAUGAAAACCAUGCAUUAUGAACGCACGCCAGAGCAAAAUGAAAAUCUCGGUAUCAGUGAAGAAAUGCUAUUGGAAUUUAGUUACCAAUCGCAUGCAUAAAUGGAAUCAACUAAAAGUGGAACUGAUUUCAUUUUGUUGUUUGCCCGAUGAUCUCUCGAAAGAACAGUUCACAAGGAUAGUCACCUCGUUCACUCAAUAAUGUUUCAAAUAGACUGAAUUGUUAGAUAAAGGACACUGUCGUGUGUAUAUAGCUCUAUUUUAAUUGUUUAGUGUAGCGAGAAUCGCUAUUAUUCCGAGUAUCAUAUUAUUCUUAAUAUUAUAAAUGAAAAAUUUACUCAAUUUAUAUUAGUAUAGAUAAUAAAAUAGUUUCGAGUACAAUUACGGAUAAACAUGCACGCGUGAGUUUUUAAAGACUGCAGCAAAUCUCACGGGUGCAUGAUUACACGUAAUUGCACGAGAAACUACUGUUACUGAGUAAUAA
Molecule: messenger RNA, 1884 nt
Organism: Xenia sp. Carnegie-2017
Lineage: Eukaryota; Metazoa; Cnidaria; Anthozoa; Malacalcyonacea; Xeniidae
Product: zinc finger protein ZPR1-like
Exons: 13
Coding region: 195-1502 (435 amino acids)
Cellular component (GO): nucleus; cytoplasm
Molecular function (GO): zinc ion binding
Source: RefSeq, a predicted model, not a curated record